Guyanagaster necrorhizus is the source of this 2786-nucleotide messenger RNA. Its product is annotated as P-loop containing nucleoside triphosphate hydrolase protein. The transcript is spliced from 18 exons. The record is from RefSeq and is a predicted model, not a curated record. Bases 20 to 2668 code for a protein of 882 amino acids. Gene Ontology annotation, molecular function: ATP binding; ATP hydrolysis activity. Lineage: Eukaryota; Fungi; Basidiomycota; Agaricomycetes; Agaricales; Physalacriaceae.
UCUUCUGCCAGCUUCUGCCAUGGUGUCUGCAACCUCCUUCGUACCCAAUGGUCUUCUGAGCUUCUCGAACGUGGCAAAUAUUCUCCCUGAUGAAAAUGAAGCUCCCGUUGCGGGACCCUCGUCUCCACGAACUCCCGCUCCAACCACGUUCGGCCCACCGGUAGAGGCAUCGUUGCCAGCUACGAAAUCAAGUGCAGAACGAGCCCUACAAGAAUUAGUUGAUGAUAUUGAUGUGUUAAAGGACAUGGAAUCUUUUUUGGACGUUGGUGGAACGAACGCCAGUACAUCACUACCGUUAGAGCCACCAAUGUUCAAAUCUAAUGGACUUCUGUCUUCUAUCAAUAGUAAAAACUCACUAUCUGACCCAUUCAUCUGGACUGGACUUCUAUCUGACAGCUUGAGCUCACAAGAUGACGAUCUACCGCAAGUUUCUGAAGCAUUUAGCAUUCCUCACGCAGUUUCGAAAAGCACGGCGUCUUUUCCUAGUUUCGACCAAUCCACAUCCAAAUUCAAUCUUAAAGCAAGAACUUUCGACGGUCGGACCAUCUUCAUCAGGCGCAAACAUAAACCCUCUCCAGACACACGAAAAACGGCGUCUUUGUCUACCAGAGGAAUGGGUAACUUGCUUGACGUGCCCAUACACCGACUUCUCGAUGACAUCUCCAGGGAGCAAGCGAUGGAACUCAGCCAGCGCCAACGGCCCUCACACACGAAACACGAUGUCGGGCACAUCCUAUGGGUAGACCGUUACCGACCUCAGCGGUUCACAGACCUCAUGGGCAAUGAACGCGUGGCCAGGGAGAUAUUAUCUUGGGUGAAGCAAUGGGAUUGGUGUGUAUUUGGAAAGAGCAAGGAAAGGAAACGUCCACGAAAUGGCGAUGAGAAUGUCGACUUUGAAGACGAGUAUCAUCGUCCCAAAGAGAAGAUCCUGUUAUUAUCCGGUCCUCCAGGUUUGGGAAAGACCACAAUGACCCAUGUCAUUGCCCGUCAAGCCGGAUAUGAAGUCGUAGAAAUCAAUGCCAGUGACGCUCGUUCCGGACAAAUUGUCGACGACCGAAUACGACCAACUCUUGAAUCUGGUUCAACUGUCGGCAGCUCCAAACCAGUACUAGUCGUUAUUGAUGAGAUUGAUGGGGCCACGGGCGCGGGAGAGAACACGUCGAAUUUCAUUUACAAACUUAUUCAGUUGACCUUUGACAAACCACGGAGGAAAGUGCGCGCAGGACAGCAAUGGGAUCCAAAUGCCAAACGACCGAUAUUGCGCCCGAUCAUAUGUAUCUGCAACGAUAUCAAUGCAUCCUCGCUUGCGAAACUGCGACUACACGCAUAUCAGAUUAGACUGCAAAAACCGGCCGAUGUACACACUGUAAAGCGACUUCGGCAGGUCUGUGAGCUUGAAGGGCUUCAAACUGAUACCCGAGCCCUUUCUGCCCUUGUAGGGAUUGCCAGAGGCGAUCUAAGAGGAUGCAUCAACACUCUUCAGUUCAUCAAAGCCCGCAGGGAAGUCGUCACAGAGGAUGUCAUUCGCAAGGCGACUGUUGGAAUGAAGGAAGCAGAGAUGUCAGUUAUCUCUGUCCUAACUGACCUUUUUAGUCCGUUGUCGAAAAGACGAGUAAAAGAGCUCGGUAUGGGAGACGAAGAAGAGUCUCGUUAUGUCGGACGCCUGAGUCGUGUUGUCGACUCCUGUGGUAGGGACUCCAGUAUUGCCAUUGGCUGUUUUUCUCACUACGCUAAUCUUCGUCAGCAUGAUGCCGAUUUCUCGCGGUAUCAAAAAGCCAAUGAAUGGCUGAUGACUUUUGACCGUUUCUCCGCGGCGAUGUAUGCAGAGGGAGAGUUUGCGCUAAGCCAAUACUUGCCGUACACUCUUGUUCCGUUCUAUCCUCUGUUUCAGGAAAGAGGCGGCCCAAGGGUGGAAAGGGAUCAAUCAGAUUGGGAGAAUAUGCAAACCGUCAAAGCCAAUGAGGAGAUUUACAAGUCUUUAGGACGUGGUCUACAGACAGCCAGCACUCGCCUCGGAGGAGAUUUCCGCCACCUUGUUCACACUCCUAUCAUGCAAUUGGAAUUUGCUCCCCUCAUAAACCGGAUUAUAUCUCCCCCUUUGCGUCCAGUCAACUCUCAAGUCAUCAAGCCCGAGGAGCGAGCACUACUAUCGCGACUCGUUCAGAUUAUGACGAGGCUCGAACUGCGCUUCGUGCAAGAAAGAGCAGAAGAUGGACAAUUAACCUAUCGACUAGACCCGCCUAUAGAUGUUUUUGUCACCUACGACGGGAAACGGACAGCAGAUAUUGCUGUCUCGCGUUAUGCCGUUCGACACCUUGUUGCUCAAGAAGUCGAUGCCGAAUUGACCGCUUUGCAAACCGAUAUUAUUGAAAAAGGAAAGAAAGGGAAACACGCCAAUAUGUCUGACAAAACGUCAAAGGCGCGGACGGAUGACCAAUCGUCUGAACCGAGUUCUGCUCGUCCCACGAAACGUGCCAGAACGGAGGAGGUUGAUAUCGCAGACCGGCCGCCAACCGACUUCUUUGGGCGACCAAUUACUAGCUUCGCUGGUGCUGUUGGAAGCACCGAUAAUAAAGUCGUCGAGAAAAAGUACCGUGUAGCGUAUAAGUUCAUCGAAGGCAAUUCGGCCGCUGUUCGCAAACCUAUCAAAGUUGAAGCAUUCUUGUAAUAGCGAACUCGCAGUGUUGAGACAUUCCGGCGAUGUGCGCAAGCGAAGAUAGUUUAUCUCAUAGGAUGUGAUGUACAACUUAGAUUUAACUUAUGCAGAAUCUUAUUAUGAGGUUAGG